Chelonus insularis is the source of this 1890-nucleotide messenger RNA. It is a transcript of the gene Sans, whose product is annotated as SAM_USH1G_HARP domain-containing protein Sans. The record is from RefSeq and is a predicted model, not a curated record. Gene Ontology annotation, molecular function: protein binding. Gene Ontology annotation, cellular component: nucleus. Lineage: Eukaryota; Metazoa; Arthropoda; Insecta; Hymenoptera; Braconidae. The transcript has 7 exons. Bases 273 to 1763 code for a protein of 496 amino acids.
GGUUCAGUUGGCUUCAGUUGCUUUCAGUAUACUAUGCCGGUCAACAUAUCGUAGUUACAUGUAUUCUCUUUGUUUUUACCGUCUAGUCAGCAAAGAAUUUUGCCAAUUGCGUGCAUUUAAAAUUUUUAAUUAGCUUUUUCAUCAAUUUAAUACCAUAUUUAUAACUCAAUGCAUUUCAAAUUAUACUCAAUUAAUUAAAUAAAUACAAUUAAUUGUUAUCGUGAUAUUAAUGUUAUUUUAUAUUGAACGAACAAUUGGAAAGAGGUGAAAGAAUGUCCUCUGAAAGAUUUCAUAAGGCAGCUCGUGAUGGAGCACUGGAGAUCCUCAAAGAGGCAACGCGAAAGGACUGUAACACUCGAGAUGACGGAGGAAUGACCCCAACGCUGUGGGCAGCUUUUGAAGGCCACGUGGAUGCACUAAGGCUGCUCGUUGCCAGAGGAGGAGAUCCUGAUAAGACAGAUUAUUUUGGCAACACGGCGCUCCAUUUAGCAGCUGCCAGAGGGCAUGAAUAUUGUGUAAAAUUUUUAGUAAAGUUUGGAUGUAACAUCUGGUCGUUAGACAUUGAUAGACAUUCAGCACGGGAAUUGGCAGCUAUAAAUGGAAGGGAAAAUAUUCUACAAUUUCUCGACAUUGCUCAAGCGGAACAGGAAGCCACUAAUAGGAAGAAAAGCAAAUUACUACGUGAAAAGGCCGAAAAAGAUGCUGAGAAAAGAUUGAAAGAAUACGUAAAACGACAAAAGAUGGCUGAUAUAAAAGCAGAAAAAGAACAAAAGAAAUUGUUAAAAGACCGAGCGAAAAUGGACAUUGAAUCGAUAAAUGAAGACAGUAUUUUACCCCACAGGCCUAGUAUUUUAACUUUUAAAGGUAGAAUGAAGCCUUCACAAACUUUCAGUGAUAUUGUUGGAACAAUAUCGACAGCAUCAAACACGACAAGAAGACAUGGUAGUGCUGUUUGUCGUAAAGCACUUGCCAGGAAAGCUGUUGCUGAUGACUUUAAAGUUAUUGAGAUUGAAGGAGAUGGCAAGAGAUCAUUGCGAAGUUUGACAGGUCUGAGAAGGGAUUCUGAAGUGAUGUACGUUGGCACGUACGAGACUCAAGCACAGCAAAUCGGAAAACGUGGUAAAAUAAGUGAUGUCUGGGGUACUCUUAGUAAAGCUAAAAGUACCCCGGACUUACUUGGUGAUCGUGACUAUGAUGAAGAUGACAAUGAACCCAAUAGAAUAGGAAAAAAUAUCAUAGAAGAGGCAGUACUCUUUCAAGAACCAGCUAGCAUUUUUAACAGGCCUGGUUUUGGUUCUGUCGCUUUUAGAAGAUCGAUAACAGCGACACUUGAUAAUCUUCCAAUCACGCAACCAGAUCAUCAACGACAAACGUAUGUCAAUGAUUCACUCGACAGUGCAAUGAACGAGCGUAAAAAUGUUGUGAAUGGUCAUAACAAUGAAGAAAUAAGCAUUGGAAGUGCAGGGAGUUUAGCUAGGAGACAAAGCAUGUGGGAUGAUGAUCAAUUAUCCGAUGAUACAGAUGAAACUGAUGAAGAGUGGAGUCCACUACAACGAUUUUUAGUAGCAAACAAUCUUACGUCAAUUCAAUCAAUUCUAGAAGCUGAACAAAUUGAUUUGGAAGCAUUGAUGUUAUUGACAGAAAGUGAUAUUGCUGCACUAAAACUUCCCCUCGGUCCAAAACGAAAACUUACAAAUGCAAUAGCCAACAGAAAAGCAGCGUUAAAUACGCCAGAAAACAUAAUAAAAGACAGUAAAUUAUGAGAAUAUUAUUCAUAAUAAAAGGUGCUAAUUAUUUAAAUUCACUGAAAUUCAUUUUGUUUUGAUAUUUAUAAAUUUUCAAUUUGUAUACAUCAAUUUUAUAGAAACAAAUUUGAUGAAAUUAAAAAAA